Rhagoletis pomonella (apple maggot) is the source of this 2022-nucleotide messenger RNA. It is a transcript of the gene Hsp60A, whose product is annotated as heat shock protein 60A. Lineage: Eukaryota; Metazoa; Arthropoda; Insecta; Diptera; Tephritidae. Gene Ontology annotation, biological process: protein import into mitochondrial intermembrane space; apoptotic mitochondrial changes; protein refolding. Gene Ontology annotation, molecular function: protein-folding chaperone binding; ATP-dependent protein folding chaperone; ATP binding. Gene Ontology annotation, cellular component: mitochondrial inner membrane; mitochondrial matrix. The record is from RefSeq and is a predicted model, not a curated record.
UCUAAAAAAUCGAAUAUACACUGGCUCAAACGUGGUGUGCUGAGAUUGUUCCAGUAGGCUUCGAAUUUUUAAGCAUUUAUCGGGUGUUUAUUUGCUGCACGUUUUAGUGCACUGUCAUUGGCAUUUAAUAAUUUUAACUGGACAUUUGGAAUCUUAUUAAACAGGACAUAAAACAAAAUGCUGCGUUUAUCGCUCAGACUCGCUCGUUCCAACAUUCACCGCCAAUUAAUGAUCCGCGGGUUUGCCAAGGAUGUUAAAUUUGGACCAGAAGUGCGUGCACUUAUGUUGCAAGGUGUGGAUGUUUUGGCUGAUGCUGUAGCAGUUACUAUGGGUCCAAAAGGUCGAAAUGUUAUCAUUGAGCAAUCAUGGGGUUCACCAAAAAUUACUAAGGAUGGUGUAACCGUUGCUAAAUCAAUCGAGUUGAAAGAUAAAUUCCAAAAUAUUGGCGCAAAACUUGUUCAAGAUGUGGCCAAUAACACAAAUGAGGAGGCUGGUGACGGCACAACUACAGCUACCGUAUUAGCACGUGCAAUUGCGAAGGAAGGAUUUGAAAAAAUUUCAAAAGGUGCUAAUCCUGUCGAAAUUCGUCGGGGUGUUAUGCUAGCUGUGGAUACCGUAAAAGAACAUUUAAAAACAAUGUCUCGCCCAGUUAAUACCCCCGAAGAGAUCGCGCAAGUAGCAACCAUAUCUGCUAAUGGAGACAAAGAUGUAGGAAAUCUCAUUAGUGAAGCAAUGAAGAAAGUUGGCCGGGACGGCGUUAUCACCGUCAAAGAUGGCAAAACCCUUUCAGAUGAACUGGAAAUAAUUGAAGGAAUGAAAUUCGAUAGAGGAUAUAUUUCUCCAUAUUUCAUCAAUUCAUCUAAGGGAGCUAAGGUGGAAUUCCAGGACGCGUUACUUCUUUUAUCAGAAAAGAAAAUUUCGUCAGUGCAGAGCAUUAUUCCUGCCCUUGAAUUAGCUAAUUCACAACGUAAGCCAUUGGUUAUAAUUGCUGAAGAUAUCGAUGGCGAAGCACUAAGUACACUUGUUGUAAAUCGCCUUAAGAUCGGUUUGCAAGUCGCAGCCGUUAAAGCACCAGGAUUCGGUGAUAACCGUAAGUCUACACUUACUGAUAUGGCUAUAGCAUCAGGUGGAAUUGUUUUUGGUGAUGACGCUAAUUUGGUUAAGUUAGAAGAUGUGCAAAUAAACGACCUUGGAAAAGUUGGAGAGGUUGUUAUAACCAAAGAUGAUACUUUACUACUCAAAGGAAAGGGCAAAAAAGAGGAUAUUAGUCGUCGUGUCGAUCAAAUUAAAGAUCAAAUAAUUGAAACAACCUCUGAAUAUGAAAAAGAAAAACUACAGGAGCGCUUAGCCCGUUUGGCUUCUGGUGUAGCAUUGCUACGUGUAGGCGGAUCCAGUGAGGUCGAAGUAAACGAAAAGAAAGAUCGUGUGAAUGAUGCUCUUAAUGCAACUCGCGCGGCAGUAGAAGAAGGAAUAGUCCCUGGUGGCGGCACUGCGCUCCUAAGAUGUAUCCCAGUACUAGAAGGACUGAAGGGAUCUAACGAAGAUCAAGAUCUGGGAAUCGAAAUUGUUCGCCGUGCCCUUAGGAUGCCUUGCAUGACUAUCGCCAAAAAUGCUGGCGUUGAUGGUGCUAUGGUUGUAGCUAGGGUUGAAACGAAAGAUGGAGACUUCGGUUAUGAUGCAUUAAAGGCAGAAUAUGGAAAUUUGAUCGAGAAGGGUAUUAUUGACCCAACCAAGGUGGUGCGCACAGCAAUAACGGAUGCUUCAGGCGUGGCUUCACUUCUCACUACAGCCGAAGCUGUUGUAACUGAAAUACCUAAAGAAGAUUCUGGCCCAGGUCUCGGUGGAAUGGGAGGCAUGGGUGGAAUGGGAGGAAUGGGCGGAAUGGGGGGGAUGAUGUAAAAUAUCUGCUAUGUUAAUUAUUCCAUUGUUAAAUAUAUUACAAUUUUACAUAUUAUAUAUGUAAAAUAUUGAGGUACAUUUAGUAGUUAUUAAACGGACAAAUUAUAAAUUAUAUUCAUCGUA